Molecule: messenger RNA, 2606 nt
Organism: Andrographis paniculata
Lineage: Eukaryota; Viridiplantae; Streptophyta; Magnoliopsida; Lamiales; Acanthaceae
Product: putative clathrin assembly protein At2g25430
Exons: 2
Coding region: 516-2444 (642 amino acids)
Biological process (GO): clathrin coat assembly; clathrin-dependent endocytosis; vesicle budding from membrane
Cellular component (GO): clathrin-coated pit; clathrin-coated vesicle
Molecular function (GO): SNARE binding; phosphatidylinositol-4,5-bisphosphate binding; clathrin heavy chain binding
Source: RefSeq, a predicted model, not a curated record
GGUGGGUACGCGGGCGUGGGGCGGGUUCAGUUCACAGUUCGUUUGGACCCAACCGACCGACCGACCAACGGACACGCAAUGGCGUGAGGUGACGAGAUGAGAUGAGCCGCACCGCAGCCGCCGUCGGUGUUCGAUUUAUGUCAAGAAAACAUCCUGGCUCCCCCAACGCAUUCCUAAUCCAACGGCCCCAAUUCGUCGGGAUCCCGAAUCCCCCUCUUUCCUAUAUUUCCUUCCCUUCGCAGCUGAUUGAUUACUUCUUUCUUCCUUUAUCUCCCAAAAUCUUCCUAGCGAGGUGGAAUCUAGUGAGACUGUAAACAAUCCCCGUUCAUUCAGGUCUCCCCGCUUUUCCCUCUCCUCGCCUCUGUUUCUAUCUUUACUAUUUCCCCCCAAUUUUCUCUUCUUUUCUUUAGCCCAGAUCUGACGGUGUAUUUCCUUCUGCUGGAUCAUCCCACCGAUCAUUCCACCCACAGUACUGGAUCUAGAUCUACCUGUUUGAUUACUUGGAGGGUCGAGUUAUGGCUCCGAGCACGAUUCGUAAGGCGAUUGGGGCGGUGAAGGAUCAAACCAGCAUCGGGAUCGCAAAAGUUGCCAGCAACCUGGCACCCGAGCUAGAAGUUGCCAUAGUCAAAGCCACCAGCCACGAUGAUGACCCUGCCUCCGAGAAGUAUAUAAGAGAAAUUCUUCAGCUCACCUCGUAUUCUCAUGGAUAUGUUAGCGCUUGCGUUGUCACUGUAUCUAGAAGAUUGGGAAAAACCCGUGAUUGGAUCGUUGCCCUGAAGUGCUUGAUGUUAAUUCACAGAUUACUGAAUGAAGGGGAUGCUGUUUUUCAGCAGGAAAUUAUGUAUGCUACUAGGAGGGGAACCAGAUUGUUGAAUUUGUCUGAUUUUCGCGAUGAGGCUCAUUCUAAUUCAUGGGAUCAUUCAACUUUUGUCCGGACUUAUGCCUUGUACCUGGAUCAAAGGCUUGAGUUGAUGGUAUAUGAGCGGAAACAGAGUGGAAAUGGAGGUGAAAUUGAUAAGUUUGGAGGUAGAGAUGACAGAUAUAAUUACAGGUCUCCUUCAGGAUCAAACAGGGGGUAUGAUUAUGAUUAUAAUGAGUUCCGCGAUGGACCAAAUAAUGGCAUGCGCAGAUCAAGGUCAUCUGGGGAUGUGAGAGACUCUGGGAAUGAGAAGAAAGAUGUCACACCGCUGAGAGAGAUGAAACCUGAGAGAAUUUUUGGGAAAAUGGGACAUUUGCAAAGGUUAUUGGAUCGAUUUUUGUCGUGCCGGCCCACUGGCCUGGCAAAAAAUGAGCGGAUGAUUUUGGUGGCUCUGUAUGCUAUUGUCAAGGAGAGCUUCAAGCUGUAUGCUGAUAUUUGUGAGGUUUUGGCAGUGCUUCUGGAUAAGUUCUUUGAUAUGGAGUAUGAAGAUUGUGUGAAAGCUUUUGAUGCAUAUGUUAGUGCUGCAAAGCAGAUAGAUGAGUUGGUCGGACUUUACAAUUGGUGCAAGGAUGUUGGUGUGGCAAGGUCUUCUGAGUACCCAGAAGUACAGAAGAUCACUAGCAAGUUGUUGGAGACUCUGGAGGAAUUUGUGAGGGAUAGGGCAAAAGCACUGAAAAGUCCUGAGAGGAAGGCAGAGGUCCAACAAGCGCCUCAAGAGGAGGAGCAAGUUCAGGAUAUGAAUGAGAUUAAAGCAUUGCCACCUCCUGAAAACUUCACUCCUCCACCUGAGCCUGAGCCUGAGCCUGAGCCUCCUAAGCCUGUGGUUCAGGGGGAUUUGGUAGAUUUGAGAGACGAGGGAGUAACUGCUGAUGAUCAAGGCAAUAAGUUGGCUUUGGCAUUGUUCGCCGGAUCAGCUGCGAACAAGGGGAACAGAUCCUGGGAGGCAUUCCCAUCAAAUGGGCAAUCAGAGGUAACUUCUGCUUGGCAAAAUCCUGCUGCAGAGACUGGAAAAGCUGAUUGGGAGUUGGCUCUGGUAGAGUCUGCUAGCCACCUUUCUAAUCAGCAGGCUUCAAUGGGUGGUGGAUUAGAUCCAUUGUUGUUGAAUGGUAUGUACGAUCAGGGUAUGGUCAGGCAGCAUGUUAGCACUGCCCAGUUGAGUGGUGGCAGUGCCAGCAGUGUUGCAUUGCCAGGUCCUGGAGCCAGUAAAACCCCUGUAUUGGCACUCCCUGCACCUGAUGGAACAGUCCAAACAGUUGGCCAAGAUCCAUUUGCCGCGUCUUUGAGCAUUCCCCCACCUUCAUAUGUGCAGAUGGCUGAUAUGGAGAAGAAGCAAGGUUUGCUUGUGCAGGAGCAGAUGGUUUGGCAGCAGUAUGCCAGAGAAGGAAUGCAAGGCCAAGCCACUCUGGCCAAGAUCGGUACUAGUGGCUAUUAUGCUCCAGGGGUGCAGCCGGUGAUGCCUUAUGGAAUGCCACCUGUAAAUGGAUUGGGAAUGCCUCCUCCUGGGUAUUCCUACACUCCAUACUGAUUUUUCCUAUAUGUCUGCAUUAAAACUAUUUUCUGUUUGGAUGAUUCAUACUCUAUGCAUUUUAUGUUUUACCUGCAAUGCUGCGACAAGGGAAAGAUAUAUAUUUAGCAUGGUGUGUGUUACAAUUUGUUUUCAACCAUCCAGUUGUAUGCCUGUUGAGUU